Molecule: messenger RNA, 5725 nt
Organism: Scomber japonicus (chub mackerel)
Lineage: Eukaryota; Metazoa; Chordata; Actinopteri; Scombriformes; Scombridae
Product: bone morphogenetic protein receptor type-2-like
Exons: 13
Coding region: 824-4027 (1067 amino acids)
Biological process (GO): vasculature development; BMP signaling pathway; cellular response to growth factor stimulus
Cellular component (GO): plasma membrane; signaling receptor complex
Molecular function (GO): transforming growth factor beta receptor activity; ATP binding
Source: RefSeq, a predicted model, not a curated record
GUCUGCCGAGAGGAGCUCCAAACGGUCAAACGCAGUCGACCGCCCCGGGGAGGAUCACACCGAGAGAUAUCCAUCGCUUAUCUUCCCCUCCCGUCGUUUGCUAGCUCGGGAAUAAUAUUCUCUCUCUGUCACAACCCAGAAAAGCUCCAUGUACUCGUACUGUAGACUUGUGAAUAUUUUUUUUUCCCACAAGGAAGACGGCGAAAUAAGACGGGACGCGGAGAACUAACUGGCGAGCUAUUAGGCUAACGUCGGCUAGCAAACCACCCGAGCGAGCUAGGUUAAUUGGCUAACGUUUAUAUGCUAAAUUCCUGCCUGUUAUGUCGAAUGGGUGUAUGCUUUUAUUAAGUGCACACUUUAGCUUGGCCUGGAUGUAGGAGAAAUAGUUGUGCGUCGGCUAUUUUUUGCCAUAUUUCUCCUCUUUGCGUAAGUUUUCUAGUAUCAGACAGUCGCCCCCAGGCAGCUAGCAUGUUAGCUCGCAGAUAUGGACGUUGCUCGCUGUUUAGUUUUAGACGGCAGGUCAGCCAGACGAGUUAGCCGCUCGGUUUAUCUGUCUCGGUUUAUGCUGGACACGAUAGCGGGACUAACUUAACUUUGAUUGGAGGUUAGUUAUCACAUUACAACAACCUACACCCCAAUCACAGGAGCGCUUCUUUUCCUCACUCGAUGUGUUGUUCCAUGCCUGAGAGAGCAGUUCAAGUGAUUGAGCUGACGUGAGGAAAAAAAGGGGUGAAAACAAAGUGCUAAAGAAGAGGACCAAGAAGUAAAAGUUAAGAUUUUGGAGGAGCUCCAACUGCCCGGACCAAAGUCGGUGUCCACUGUCAUGGCUGUGGGCCGAAUCACGAUGAAAUCACUCGCUAAAUUUGGGUUUUGCCUGACGAUUCUCCUGACUUCUGUUGCUGCGGCGCAGGGUGAGGAGAGGGAAUGUGCCUUCACGGACCAGCAGCAGCAGUGGGAGGUGGAGCGAGUGGCGGGCGGUGAAGGCCGGGUCUCCCCAGAGAACACCACCAUCAGAUGUGCCAAGGGCAGCCACUGUUUUGGCCUGUGGGAAAAAAGUCCACCAGGCGAAGUGCGACUAGUCAAACAAGGUUGCUGGACUCACCUGGGCGACCACCAGGGUUGCCGCGAUGACCGCUGCGUGGUGACCAACCUCCCUCCGCAGAUCCAGAAUGGGACAUACCACUUUUGCUGCUGCGGCAGUGACAUGUGUAAUGUCAAUUUCACAGAGGACUUCCCGCCGCCGAGCCCCACCACUGCACAGCCCAUCUAUCCUCACACGCUGCGCUAUCAAGAGACAGUAAUUAUCGCCCUGGCAACAGUCUCCGUGCUGGCCGUGGUUGCUGUAGCAGCCUUCUUUGGUUACCGCAUGAUGCACGGAAACGGUAAACAAGGCCUUCACAACCUGAACAUGAUGGAGGCAGCUGGUUCUGAGAGCUCUCUGGACCUAGACAAUCUGAAACUGCUGGAGCUGAUUGGGCGUGGUCGAUAUGGCGCCGUGUACUGCGGCUCUCUGGACGAACGGCCUGUCGCUGUGAAGGUGUUUACGGCAGCCAACCGGCCCAACUUUCUUAACGAAUGCUCCAUCUACCGGCUACCACUGCUGGAGCAUGACAACAUAGCCCGCUUUGUGGCUGCUGACGAGAGGACAGGCCCAGAGGGACGCACAGAGUACCUGCUUGUCAUGGACUACUACCCACAUGGCUCUCUGAGUCGCUACUUGAGCGGCCAGACCAACGACUGGGUGAACAGCUGUCGACUGGCUCACUCCGUCACUCGUGGCCUGGCGUACCUGCACACUGAGCUCUUUAAAGGAGACUUGUACAAGCCGGCCGUCUCCCACAGGGACCUGAAUAGCCGUAAUAUUCUGGUCAAGCCUGACGGCACGUGUGUCAUCAUCGAUUUCGGCCUGUCCAUGAAGCUGACAGGAAACAGGCCAGCGCGUCACGGGGAGGAAGAAAAUGCUGCUAUAAGUGAGGUGGGCACGAUCCGCUACAUGGCUCCAGAGGUGCUGGAGGGGGCGGUGAACCUGAGGGACUGCGAGUCGGCGCUGAAGCAGGUGGAUAUGUACGCCCUGGGCCUGGUCUACUGGGAGACUUUCAUGAGAUGUACCGACCUGUUCCCUGGCGAGUCUGUGCCAGAGUACCAGAUGGCCUUUCAAGCGGAGGCAGGGAACCACCCGACGUUUGAGGACAUGCAGGUCCUGGUGUCCAGGGAGAAACAACGGCCCAAAUUCCCCGAGGCCUGGAAAGAGAACAGUUUGGCGGUUCGCUCCCUGAAAGAGACGAUGGAGGACUGUUGGGACCAGGAUGCAGAGGCCCGCCUCACAGCCCAGUGUGCUGAGGAACGACUUGCAGAGCUGCUCCUCAUAUGGGACCGCUCCAAAUCUGUCAGCCCCACACUCAACCCCAUGUCCACCACACUGCACAAUGAGAGAAAUCGCAUGACGCCAAAGUCUGGCCCGUACACAGACCAUCCCUCCAGCUACAUUGAAGAGCACGAGGGUGUAGCCAAGAACACGCAGGCUGACACCACCAGCUCUGUGAAUGGCCGAACCGGAGCCGGGACCGGAGAGAGAAACAGGAAUUCCAUCAACCAGGAGCGCCAGCAGCAAGCCAACGCUCGCCUGCCCAGCCCAGAGGGCAGCAGCACCAGCGGGGGUAUGAGAGGCAGCCCUUCAGCCUCCACUACAACCACCACUAUUAUCUCUGAGUCUGAAGGAACUACAGGGACCGCCACAGUCCCUGUCUGCCUCCACCUGACCCAGGAAGACCUGGAAACCACUAAGCUCGAUCCUAAAGAGGUGGACAAGAACCUGAAAGAGAGCUCGGACGAGAACCUGAUGGAGCACUCGCAGAAGCAGUUCUGUUCGCCAGAUCCGCUGAGCCCAGGCAGUUCCAGCCUACUUUACCCCCUCAUCAAGAUGGCCAGUGAGGCCUCAGGCACAUCAGAUCCCGCUGCCACCAUGCCCACCACCAUCUUCCCCCUGCCCAAACAGCAGAACCUGCCCAAGAGGCCGUCCAGCCUGCCCCUGCGCAACAAGCCCACCAAGAAAGAGUCGUCAUCCUCUUCACUGAGGUUCAAGUUCGGACGCUCCGGGAAGUCCAACCUGCGGCAGGUGGAGGGAGCAAAGAUGAACAUUGGUGUUGUACCGGGUACAAACACGGCUGUAGAAGCUCACCGGGGCACAGGCACAAACAACAUACCUGCCCUACGAGACACGCACGCCAACGGUAGCGCGAAUGGAGCCGCCAACGGUCACGCCGGCACCAGCAUCUCGUCCAUGGCGACGGGCGGCGCCUCAGGUUUCGGAGGAUCCGGCAUAACUCACAAUGGUUCCGGAGGAGGCCUGAGGUCCGACGACGGCCGCCUGAGCCUCGGCGUCAUCACGGCCAGCCCCGACGAACACGAGCCGCUCCUGAGCCGAGAGCGAGAGCAGCCCGAUCCCAGAGACACGGCCUCGAGUGCGGCGGCCCUCCGCUCGGCACGACCCAACACCAACAACAACAACAGCAACACCGGCCACGGCCAGGGGGACGGAGAGAGCGGAGGGGAGAGCGACGCAGGAGAGGAGGAGGGGAGCGGAGAAGGAGGAAGCAGGGAAACCACGGGUCCCCCGGGAGAAAGCUCGGGGUCCGGGUCCGGCACCGCGGACCCCCAGAGGGAACCUCCAGUCACCAUGAGAGGGGAGGCUCUACUGAGGCAGCCAAGAGCUCGCAGGCCUGAGAGACCUAACUCUCUGGACCUAUCCUUCACUACACAGGACCUGGCCUCUCUAGGAGGGGGCUUGGUGCAGCCAGACGGAGCUCUGGGAACAGGAGAAAAGAUCAAGAAGCGCGUCAAAACUCCUUAUUCUCUGAAGAAAUGGCGACCCACCACAUGGGUCAUCACAGACACCAGGGGACCUGAGGUCAACAACAACGGGUCCAGCCACGGUCAAGGUCACAGUCAGAACCGGGCCAAGUCCAGUUCGGCUAUCUACCUGCGGGGGGGCAGCUUGGCCAGCGAGCCCAGCGACACGCAAGUGUGAACUCAGACCCUCUGUGACAAGACUGAAAAAAAAAAUAACCGGAGCGCGUUCUCUUUUUUGUUUGUUUUUUUUGUCUGUUCUGCUCUCUGCUCCGAGUCAGCAAGAGGAAGCUAUGGAGUGUCUUGUGAACAAACAGUCGAGUCUGAUCAUGUACAGUAAUUAGGUCUGUCUCGCUGCUCCCUGUGUGUCUUUCUGAUGAUGGCAUUGCUUUAAAUGGAAUCCAGCUAUGCAGCAUUUUCAUCUGCUUUCAGUUCCCGCGUUUUACUAACCCCCCCCCCCUUUUGGUCGGUUUGUUUGACGUAUCACCCUCAUGAGCAUAGUGACAUUUUUAUUUCUCUCGAAUGGAUUUCUUUUCUUUCUAUGUGCACUUUGAACCGAUUAAAAUCAGUGUUUUAGAAGUCCUGUCUGUUGCGACCACGACAAGAAGUGGUCUCUAAACUCUUUUUAAAAAAGGCGAUGAAAAACAAUCAACACUUUUGAGCGCUCUUUAUCUCGUACUUUGCUGUAUCAAGCAAUGCUGGCGAGUUAGGCUCUGUAAAGAAUCAACGGUCUUAAAAGACGGAACAAACUACUUUUUUAAAAUUUCUUUGAUUUGUAUGCAAUACCUUUUUUUUUUGACUAUGUAUCCAUGUUUUGUAUCAUAAUAAUUUUAAUUGUGCAAUAGGAUGUAGCUUUUAGAUGCUUUUGAUGUUUUUAUCGCUUCCAUUAUUUUGGUCAAUGUUUUAUCCCUUCAUUAUUAUUAUAUGUUAAUCUCUGUUGCACUUAUGAAUAGUCACAAUCGUUCGUAAACAAUCCACCAGAAACUAUCAUCCCCCCCCUCCGUCCCUCCCUCCCGACUCAAGAGGAGAACAUAGGUGACAAUCCUCCUCUCUUUACUUCUUCUCUGGACUAAUCCGUAAGUGGGCUCAAACACUAACAAUCAGUCCCAGCUGACUGGAGAAAAAGUGUGUUUUUUUUAUUUUAUUUCAUGGAACCUCUCUGCUUGCACAAUUCCACCAGGAACGGCUCGGACUCUGGGGUCUUUCAAAAACACUACAAUCACCAGAAUCUAAUCUUAAACGGAGAGAUCUGUUACAGUGGCCGAGUCAAUCGCUGUACCACUACCACCUGACCUCACUGUGGACUGUUUUUUGACUGUGCGUUAAGCUGUCUAUAUGUGACUGACAAAAGACCAGAAACACUAAAGCCCAGAUUCUGCUCUUGGAACUCUGCUGGAAAUCAAGACACUACUCUAAAAAAUAACAAAACAACACAAAAAAAAAGAAGAAACCCAAACCCUUCUGAGGCACGCUGGAUAUUAUUUCUGCUUCUUGUCGUCUCAUCCUUUCGAUGUUGGAAUGAGUGGGUCAGUGUGUGUGAGUGUGCACGUGUUGUGUUUCUUUACGUCGGCGAGCAUUAGAUUUGCCAGGGCCUAGCGCUGUACAGGCGUGCUGAAAUGUCAUUGUACUCCUUCUGUAAUUUUCAGCGCUGCUUCAGGGCAAAUGAAAAGAUCUCAUUUAUGUUUUUGUAAUCUGUAAUUUGUAUGAGAAAAAAAACAUAUGUAUGUGUAUUGCAUUGAUAUUUGCAUCAUUUUUAUGGAAUUCUGUUUUGCAUUCAAUGGACAUGGCCUUUGAUUCCAUUGCUAUGCGUCUGCUCGGUACAGUUUCUGUAACCAUUUUCAAGUCAAUAUGGAAGAAAAAAUCUCAAUAAAUGUAUGGA